CUCAGUUGAGAGUGAACUGUUAUGAACAUAGUGUUGUGGGUCCCGUGAAAUAUUGUUAAUUUUAAGUUACUUUAUUUUCAAUUUAUGUGAUUUCAACGUAAAUCGUUUAAUGUUUUAGAGUUAUAAGUGAUUGAAAGUUGUUGAGCAUACGUGAAAACAGUGUGUUAACAAAUAAAAAGUUACAAAGUUUUGUUAGUUGUGCUGUACGGAGAACAUAUUAUUUACGGGGCCUUUGGUUUUAUGUUUACUUCGUCACUGUGAUGCUUGGCGGGACGGUGGGAGCCGCUUCGCCGAGCGGCGAGGAGUUGCUCACCGUCACCGUACUCAAAGAUGAGCAUGGAUACGGGAUGAAGGUGUCAGGUGACAACCCUGUGUACGUGCAAUCAGUAAAGGAACACGGCGCGGCUUGGCGGGCUGGUCUGCGAGCAGGUGACCGAAUCCUGCGCGUCGACUCCAUACCAGUACAUCAUCACACGCACCAACAAGUCGUCCAGAUGAUACGAGCGAAUCCUUCAACGGUGCUCACAGUUCAACAGAACGCGUCCAGACAUAAGACACCAAUCACAGCUCCAGUGCCCGUCAAUCCUGAAAAACAGAGGCAGUUGGAAGUAUCUAAAGCUCACACAUUUCGCCUGAUGUUGGAUCAAGAACAGAAAUUCAUCAGGGAAUUGAGAAGUGAACUACUAAAAGUUCCGGAUGUCAGGAAGCAAGCCCAGCUUGAGUCUGCUGAGCAACGGUGCUUGAUACUGCAACAGCAAAUCGAUACCAUCAUAGUUUCACAGCCCGACGUUGUCCAACCGGCGACACCUCGCCUCACACGCUCCAAGGACACGAACGACAAAGCGAACCCACCCACCGGCUUCCUGAGCGGUCUGCCUCGAUCACUGAGCAAUCUCACAGGCCAAAGUCUCAGAAACCUGCGCCAAGCGAGGCAGAAGAUGCAUCAAGAGAACCAACCGCCCCUGUUGAGGCAAAAUUCUGAUGACAGACGACUGAAUAACACAGUACCGAUAGUACCAACGACGUGCUUAGAUAACUCCCCGCCCCCACUGCCACCCAGGUCCAUUGAGAGGCCGAGGAAUCCUCUGAGUCCAACCUUCACAAUCAACCCACUAUCCCAGCCGAAGCCGUCAGUCAGUCAACACCAUUAUAAAGGCAGACAUCCAUUCAAUUCAUCCGUGUACAGAGAGGAGUUUAGGAAGUCUUCACAUUCACUGGAUGGGGAGCUGGAUGGACCGCAGCCAAACUCAAUAGCUAUGCAAAUGAGCUACCCUUUGGUCAAUAUGCCACCACCACCUCUGCAGACUGACAGCUGCAGGAAUAGUGCGCCGCCGAUGCACGUGCGGAGUCAAUCCUCGCCGGAACAUCUGGACAACGAACUAGCGAGGUCGAGCGGUGUGAUAGAGAAGGAGGCAUGGAUUCGGGGAACCCCUCCCCCCGGCACUCCACCGCCCCCUUACCCCAACAACAAUGCACAGCCCUGUACAGACCCCCAACGAGCCAUCAUAUCAAUGGAAGAGGAUGAUCCUCCCUCGUCUGAUAACUCGACGUAUUCCGGUCUGUUCUCGAAUCUACGUGCGGUCCGGGACUCGAAGGCGAGGAUGGCGGUCCUUAUCAACUGGCUACUGGCAGAGAGGAGAUGCGCGUGUGCUAGUCUGUUCCUGGUGCUGACGGAUGCGUACCGCGCCGCUGGGCCCGUCGGCACGGCCACGUUGCGGCGCUGGGCCUACGAAAUACACUCCGUCUUUCUGAUGCCAGACGCGGUACUACAUUUAAGCGGCGUGGACGAAAAUAUGGCGAAUGAGAUUGACCACGUCCUCGAGAAUGAAUACGAGAAGGAGGAGUUGUUACGUAAUGUAUUCCGGAAGGCGCGUCGUCAGGCGAAAGACGAGCUCGCGCGGCAGCUCAAUGAGUUUCAGGGCAAGAGGAGGCUCGGGCUGGCGACGCUGUAUGGACCGGAUGACGUCACUCUGCAGCGCUGUAUCGUUGACAACACGCAGGAGGUGGUGGUAGUCGAGAGGAUAAUGUGCCAGCGGCUGAGUACAGUGGCGCGGGGCGGGGCGGGGGCGGCGGCGGCGGCGGGGGGCGGGGCCACCUCCCCCGACACGCACUCGGCGCUGCUGGCGGCCCUCGUCGCCGCGGCGCUCUGUCUCAACUGUCGGCCCGCUUCUGUCGCUGCGGCUGUGGGCGGUUCCCGUGCCUCGUUCCUUCAACGCGACAAAUUGUACAAACAACGUCUCAAGCAGCUCACAAAACAAAACCCGCAACCGUUCGUGGUGCGCGGACAUCAUCUGCAACUGCAGGCGCUGACAUCAGUAGCGCAUUGCCACCAUUGCAACCACGCGAUAUGGGGCUUGGCCCCGCAGUCAUAUGUGUGCACAGACUGUGCGCUCCGAGUGCAUCGGUCGUGCGCCCGCUACGUGGAGGAGGGCUGCUGCCUGGACGGCGAGCAUCACAACAACCGGAUCUCGCGCUUCAUGGAGCGGAUACACAACAACAACCCGCCCGCCGGUCAAGACUCGAGCGACAGGAAGACGAGGAAGGCCAUGGGCACUACCAACUUUCUCAACGCGGAGAGACUUGCGCGCAAGAUGGAGGACGAUGCUGCGUGGGAGAAUGUGACGUCAGCAGUUCAAGGAGAAUCACGGCGCGAGGGUUCAACGGAUGACACGGCGGCCGCGGACGUGGACAAUGAUGUCACAGAGCCCAGCAAGGACCUGCCCGAUAAAGAACACAGCAACUGGCGCGGUGCGACUGCAGGUGCGGCAGCACGUGGCGUCAACCGUGCGGAGAGUUGUCGCGAGCGCGACGCUCCCCGCCGCGGCAAGCACCGCAACGCGUCCGACCCGAACCGACUAACGGCGCAUCACAACCAUGACCUGGAACCCGGAGCGGCGACAGCGCCUUCUGGAAGCUCGAGCAGCUCGAGCUUGUCUUCCAGAAGUAACGAGAGCAACACAGUUGCAGCGGAACAACAAGAAUGGUCGGAGGAGGAAGAGCCGCUGGCAGCCCAGUGGUCGGACAGUCUGCCGCCGCACGUCAGAGACAGCAUCGGGCUUUGUGCCAGGCUAAGGAAGCGUCAAGAAGUCAUUCAUGAGUUAAUAGUGUCCGAGGGCUCUCAUGUCCGCUGGCUCAAAGUUCUGGGAGGUGACUUCCUCAAGCCUCUAGAGAGGCAGCCAGCUCUUCUUCCGGUGGAGGAGCUACGAGCUCUGUUCCCGAACCUGCCGAGUGUAAAGGAGAGGCACGUCCGGCUCUACACGGAACUGAAGAGUGUGAGGAACGAAGCGCCGAACCACAUCGUGCAGAUAAGACCUGUGGCUGACGCCUUACUGAACACGUUAGGUGAUGCGGGAUACGCAUCAUGCCUGUCUCGGUUCUGCCGCGGACAGCGCAUGGCGCUAGAAGCGCUCCGGGAGCGACGCAAGAAGAACAAGGAGCUGCACACAUUCCUGGCCGGGCGGGAGCAGCUGCCCCGGUGUGGCCGGCUGCAGCUCAGGGAUCUGUUGGCGUGCGUCUGGCAGCGGUUGACGAAAUACCAACUCCUGUUAGAGAGUAUACUGAAGACGGUGAACGAAGACGGCGAUGCGUCGGAGCGUGAGAGCGAAGAAGACAUGGCGCAGUUGAGACGAGCCAUCAACACCGCUAAAGAAGUUCUGCACAGCGUAGACACGGCUAUCAGAACCGCUGAGAAUGAGCAUCGUCUGCGGACGAUCCAGAGCAAGCUGGAGGUGCGACUGCCCAGCACGGCGGGCGCUGAGUGGGAUGAGCUCCGGCGGCUGGAGCUGAGCGCGCGGGAGCUGCGCACCGAGGGUGAGCUGCUCGUGCGCACCGACAACAAGAAGAUGGCCGUGCUAGCGCUCAUGUUUGAAGACAGCCUGGUUCUACUUCAGCGAGAGAAUGAUAAGUUUCUUUUGAAGCCGAUUACUCAGCCUUCGCAAAAUGUACUCUUAUCGCCGCUGAUCAAAUGGGAUACGGUUCUGUUCCGGCCGAACGCUGCCGUCCGCAACACAUUCUUUCUCAUGAACAUUAACGGAAUUCAGAUGCACGAGCUGUCCGCCAACACGCCCGCAGAAUACGCAACAUGGGUUCGUCUGAUACAAGAGUCACCGCUGGCUCGGCUCGCCGAAGCUAAGUCCAUGAUCACAUCCCAUCAUCAUUCAAGAUCCGCUGACGACUCAGGGAUAAAUGUAUCCCGCAAUCCAUCAGAUGCAUCGACGAAAUCUGCGUCAAGCGCUCCGCCUGACGACACGUGCGACAGUGACAGAGAUAUCCCCGAAGCGAUACGAGAGAAAGAGAGCACAGACACCGACCUGGAUAGAGCUUCGACGGAUCGAGAGGACAGGGAAAAGGCGUCGGUGGAUAAAGAAGAGACAAAGGAUAACAAGGUUUCAAGUAACGAACCCGCGGAGACUGAGAAUAGACAAGUCACCGUGGGUCGUAUAACAACUCACGUGGGCUUCCCUGAGGAGCAGGGUCUUGUUGAUGCGGGAGCGACGGUGCAAGUAGUGGGACCAGUGGGGGACUUGCACACCGCUCAUACAGUGCUCUCUCAUACAGAGCGACUGAGUCGUCUGGACGAGGCGAUAUCGCGUGCUCUUCUGGCCAAGAGCACCGUGGUAGCUGAAGCUCUCGGCGUCCCCAUGGAUAGCUUUACGCACCUCAGCGAACUAGCAGCUGCCGAUUUGAGCGGUGAGCUCCGCGCUGACGAGGAGUUCUCGGAUGCGGAGCCGGACAUACAUCAGCUGUUGCUGGCUGCGCAGGCGCAAGCUAAUCAACUGACGGAGGCAUUGAGUAAUGCGCUCACAGUGAGCGAGGCAAGCGCGGUGUCAGCCCGAGCCGCGCGUGCGGUACGCCGAGAUGUGCGGCGAGACGUGCGGCGCGACCUCUGUACCGCGUGUGGGGACGCGCCCAAAGAAUUAGAUCAAUCCGUGUCUGUCGAUGAGAUCCCGCUCUCGAAACUCCGCGAAAUAACGUCGGGCGACCAGUUGGACCAGUCGGUGCGCUCGGUCGACCAGUUGCACGACUUGUCGCAAGAUGUGUCACACGGCAUGUGCGAACCAUUAGAGCAAGUGUUAUGUGUGUCGGCAGUGGUGGACGGGUCGGCGGCGGCGCUGGCGCGGCGCCUGGUGCCGCUGAGCUCGGCGCUGCAGGGCGCGCUGGGGCGGCUGGUGGCGGCGCUGCCCGCGCUGGCGGCCGAGCGCCACGCGCUGCGAGCCGCGCUGGCCGCCUGCAGGGAGCGCCACGACAAGCUGAUGACAGAGGAGAUAUCGUUUCCCGGCAUGACUGUGGACCAAACGAUAGAGGACCAACCGAGCAACGGAGGCUGAUCUCUUAGGCCGGCCACACAAUACCGCACUGCGCGCAGUGGGUCACAUACACGAACGAGCGCGAGCGCAGCGCCCCCUGCUGAAAACAGACGCCGAUCAUAUCGAUCAGCUCAAUGUACAUUUUGUAUAAUUUUAUUUUUGUUCUUGUUACCCCAAUGUAAAGUAAUCAAUAUAGUAUUAAAUAAUAUUCCAUACGUAAGUUUAAUAACAUGUAUAGAGAUUCCGGUAUUUUUCACUCGUGUAAAUAUGUUUUUCUUUUGCCAAUCAGAAGUAUUAUUGGACAAUAUAAAAGAUAUGACGGGGGACUUAAGUUUUUUUUUAUGUUGUCGCUUUCCCAUUUACCCCGUUUUGUGAUUGUUUGUGCCCCAAACGGCUGUGUUUGGGCUUAUAGAUUGUUUUAGUUUAGUGUAUCUCUGUCCUGUUUGUAACUACCAAUUGUAUGCCAUAUUCUGAUACUAAUGUACAAAUGCGAAUUUCUGUUUGUGUUCAUUUUAAAAUUAGCAAUCAAUUGUAGCAAAUAUUUCGUUUGUAUUCUGUCUCUCUGUCUAUGUAAUUCUUAAAUACCGCUCCCUGCUUUCUUCGCUUAUAAUAAUUGUAAAAAUAAUUUUGAAAAUGUGCACAAACAGCAUCGUUAUAUAAUUAAGUAUUGCUGACGUAGAUUAAUGAAAUAUAUGAAAGCAGAGGGAGUUACGUCGAAUAUCAAUGCAUUAAUUUGUAAUGUUGUCUUUUUAUAUAACUUCACAGAGAUUGUCAGUUAUAAUUCUUAUUUUCGGACUCUCUUAAUCGUUAUAUAUUUAUGUAUAAUUAAUUCAAUACAUCCUUGUCUGCGCCCAUCUAAUAGGUUAUGUGUAGUUUGAAUGAUUGUCAUAUUGUGGUAAUAAAACUCUUCACAUAAUGUAAAUGUGCCUUAAACAUAUUUUUUCUCGUAAUGUUCGAUAUAAAAAUGAUAAUAAAGUGAUUUCCAGCGUUUUACAAGUGGGCCCCAUGCGGCUCCUUUGACAACUCCUUUCGAUAGAAAAGUUCUAUCGGUUAUUAAAGAUGAACCGCUUUGUAUUGGUAUAUGCGGGUAUUUCGAUGUAACUUUCCCCAGUGUCGUUUGAUUCCACAACACCAAUAUUGUCCCCGGGACCUAAUGAUGCCGUAAUCUGUAUGUAUGUAUAGUACGAUGAUAUUUUGUAUGUGUAGGCUAGCCUUAGUAUGCUUACCAAAUACCAUCCGUUUGUUAAAAAAGGCUCGACGUGACUAGAAUGAGUCAGACAAAUAUAAGCUACGGGCGGGGGCGAAUAUUGCGGGCGGACUUUUAUCAUUAUUUUUGUAUAAUAAAAGAUAUAGUGAGAUUCCGAAUUUGAGAAUUCCAUAGUUUAAAACGAAGAAGAAUAACAAAGAUAUGAAACAGCUUAGGCUGUAAACACACGAGCGACACGCUCAAGUCACGUCGAGCUUUACAGCGAGCUUCUUUGUACGUAUUGGAUUUUUAUAAGUAUUGUAUUUUGUAAAUUGGAAAUAUUUGCUGGGGUAAAUGUUUCCAAUUUACCCCAUGGAUGUAAAUGUGUUUUGGGCUCGGCGCAUACGCGAUAUAUUGGUUUGCAUAUUUUUUAAUCUUUUUCGAACCCCAUCUUUGUAGUUUUUAAUGCACUUCGACUUAGAUGAUAACGUUUUAAAUCACAUGGACCGAAUGCUUGUUCCGGUACUAUAAGAAUAAAAAAAUUACCUGUUAGUUGUUACUUAGACAUGUUUAAAAAACAAAUACAUUUAACUUAAAAAGAUUGUUACAAACAUUUCCUACAAGUCACGUUUGCAGUAUCGCGUUAUAUUAUAUGUAGGAUAUUAUUCUAUACAUUAUCUACUAUUGGUAUUCAACAAGAUUGGAGAAAGAGUUUUGUUGAAAGGUUUUAUCUUUUGCAAAACAUAAUUAAAUAUAUGUAAAGUGGAUAAAAUCUUAACACUUUAAAAGUUACAUUGCCAACUGGUUCGGUGAAUUAAAGUAUUGAAUUAUCUGUCGUUAAUAAAAAACUCACGUGUGGAUCGGGCCCUCGCUAUAAAGGUGUGUGUACACGUUAUUUACCUACAAAACUAUCAUUCCUAUAUAAAUGUACUCGAAAUAUAUUUUAGCUAUUUAUUGUAUUUUGUAUCGCAUAAUUUUUAAGCAGUUUUUGAUGUAUCUACAAACAGACACACACCUACACACACCUCAACCGCUUGCAGACGCUUAAUUAUAAAUCAAGUAUGUAAUAUUAGUUGGUAUCUAAUAAAUGCCCUUGAAGUUGU
This is a messenger RNA of Leptidea sinapis, 7595 nucleotides long. It is a transcript of the gene RhoGEF2, whose product is annotated as rho guanine nucleotide exchange factor 12. Bases 261 to 5327 code for a protein of 1688 amino acids. The transcript has 40 exons. Gene Ontology annotation, cellular component: cytoplasm. The record is from RefSeq and is a predicted model, not a curated record. Gene Ontology annotation, molecular function: guanyl-nucleotide exchange factor activity; G protein-coupled receptor binding. Gene Ontology annotation, biological process: G protein-coupled receptor signaling pathway. Lineage: Eukaryota; Metazoa; Arthropoda; Insecta; Lepidoptera; Pieridae.